Cutaneotrichosporon oleaginosum is the source of this 1094-nucleotide messenger RNA. RefSeq lists its product as uncharacterized. The record is from RefSeq and is a predicted model, not a curated record. Gene Ontology annotation, molecular function: deoxycytidyl transferase activity; DNA-directed DNA polymerase activity. Gene Ontology annotation, cellular component: nucleus. NCBI's taxonomy places the organism in Eukaryota, Fungi, Basidiomycota, Tremellomycetes, Trichosporonales, Trichosporonaceae. Gene Ontology annotation, biological process: error-free translesion synthesis; error-prone translesion synthesis.
CCACCAGUCCAGUCAACUGGCAACAACAACAAACUCAUCUUUGACGCUGUCGCGACUGAUCUUGCUCUUUGCAAAGCCUUUACGUCAUGCCACAUCACCCUCCCUCCUCUCCAGACAUCGUCGCAAUCUCGCCACCACCAUCUUUCCCCACUCGACCGCCCAAGCGGCGGCGGACGUCCUCUGUUCCCUCAGACCCCUCAGCGCCCCCCCCCGCACAACCGCUAGCGUCUUCCUCCAAGGCGUCUCGCAAACCCUCCUCUUCAAUUUCAUCUCUACGCAAAAAGGUGUCAGUUACCGCACCGAACUCUCGAGCCCGCGUUACAGAGCGUAUGCUCAACACCCUAGACUCGGCAAAGAACCCCAUCACACACUCCGACGCCUUCGCACGGACGGCACAUGUCCAGUCAUGCUCGACAGGACACCAGCAACGUGGGGCUGACCGAGGCUUUUGGGCUUCAGCACGGAGUGAGGGACUCAGUACCGCGGGUGUGAGCGAGUCUGCGACCUACUGGAGCGUGCGCACAGCCAAGGUCGAAGCACAGGGCCGAGCGAAGACCAACAGCAUCCUCGCAGGCUGCACCAUCGCCAUCAAUGGACAUACCGGUCCCGUCUCCAAUCUUCAGCUCCAGAAUCUCAUUACGUCCAAUGGUGGUCGCUUUGCACCACAUCAGCAUAGCGGAUGUACGCAUGUGGUCGCGGAACGGCUAGCAGGCGGGAAGACGCAGAAGAUUAUCAAUGGGGCUGGUGGGCGUGGGGCGUCUCGGCGCGCCAAGAUUGUCAAGGUGCAGUGGGUGCUCGACUCUGUUGCGGCAGGGAAGAGGCUCAGCGAGGCGGGUUACAUGGUCAUCUCGGAUCCUUCUCAGAACAGCUUGUUCACUACGUUGGGCGUUAAGCCGAAGGCAGAGAUGCGCGUUAACGUCCAGAAGGAUGAGGAAUAGCGCGCAUGCGUCUGGCAGGGCGAAGACGCCUCGCAAUACUCCACUUUAUUAUUACCCACCGCACGAUACGCCUUCACGAGCAUUGUUAACAAUCAACCCCCUUCCGAGGAAAGCCGCAGGUACCCCGGGCUAUGCCAUAUGCAUACAAUACAGUCU